AUGGGGGGAAAUGGCACACACGCUUCAGGGGAGACACCAAGCUCCCACCCAAACCGUUCAGCCCCUUUACAGUGCGCGGCUGAGGCACAGUUCCAGCACCUGCUCCUGCCAAUCACGUACAGCCUGGUUUGUGCCCUGAGCUUGGCUUCCAACGGCGUGGCCUUGUGGAGCUGCUGGGCCAGCCGGGCCCAGGCCCCGCCUGUCAUGAUCUUCAUCUACAAUCUCAUGGUCAUCGACCUGCUCUUUGCCUUGUCGCUGCCACUGCAGGCUGUGUAUCACGCUCGGCGCAAUGACUGGCCCUUUGGCGAGGGCUUGUGCAAGGCCACCAAUGCCCUCUUCCUAGCCAACAUGUUCAGCUGCACCCUUUUCCUGGCCUGCAUCUGCCUGGAGCGUUACCUGGCUGUCAUCCACCCUGUCCGCUACCUGCGCCUGAGGUGGCCUCUCUACCGUGUGCUGCUCUCCAUGGCGAUCUGGUCCUUGGUAGGGAUUGGGCUGCUGAUCUUCUUCUCCAGAAGCACUGUGACCCGGCGCUUCCCAAAUGGGAAUACAGCCUGCAUGGAGAAUUUUCCAGCUCAGGUCUGGACUGGUGGACUGGCAGCCGUGGUCCUGGUCUCCUCCGCGUUGGGCUUCUUUGUACCUUUCUUCACCAUUGUCAUCUGCUCCGUUGUGAUUGCCCGGCGCAUUAUGAGCCUGGCCCAUGGUUCAGCCCAAGCAUCUUCCUUGCGCAGGCACUCUCUCUACACCCUCCUGAUGGUGACCGGCCUGCUCACCCUCUGCUUCUUACCUUUCCACACCAUCUACACACUGCACACACUUGGCCGGAUUGGCGUCUUGUCAGUUCCACGGCUGCUGCACUUCACUUGUUCAGCCCAGCGUGCAGCCAUGGCCCUUGCGAGCAUCAACAGCGCUCUUGACCCUCUCGUGUACUACUUCAACAUGAAGCCAGCCAACUGGAAACUGCCUUGCUGUGGCACAGUUAGUGAGGUCCUCAUGGAUUCAGGCGAGGCUGCUAGCCCAACUGUGGAGGGCCUCAGGAGCAUGGCCUAUGGAGGCAUUGAAACUCUUUCAGCCCAAGGGCCAAAUUCAAUUCCAGGGGUGGCAGGGGCUGAUAAAUACAAAAAAUAUACCAGCAUAUUGUAG
Elgaria multicarinata webbii is the source of this 1140-nucleotide messenger RNA. Its product is annotated as uracil nucleotide/cysteinyl leukotriene receptor-like. The transcript has a single exon. NCBI's taxonomy places the organism in Eukaryota, Metazoa, Chordata, Lepidosauria, Squamata, Anguidae. Gene Ontology annotation, molecular function: oxysterol binding; G protein-coupled receptor activity. Bases 1 to 1140 code for a protein of 379 amino acids. Gene Ontology annotation, cellular component: membrane. Gene Ontology annotation, biological process: G protein-coupled receptor signaling pathway. The record is from RefSeq and is a predicted model, not a curated record.